UUUUUUUAAUCCGCUUUUCGGUUGGUGGUGCCUGCCGUCUGCCCGUCUACCUCUACCGUGCGGAGGGGGAAGAGGGGAGAGGCCAGGAGGGGAAGCCUGCAGCCACCAUGGAUUCCGACCUCUGGAUCUCGCGUCUCAUGGCUGCCAAGCGGCAGUUUGCGCUGCAGCGCGCGCAGCGCCAGCACGCCGCCCCGGCAUCCCACCACGAUCGAUUCGGGUAUGAUGAUAUCGAACCUGAGGAUGAUGUGCGCUCAGACUUCCCAUGCCCUUACUGUUAUGAAGAUCAUGAUGUUACUUCUCUGUGCGCCCAUUUGGAGGAUGAGCACCCUUUUGAGUCUAAAAUUGUGUCUUGCCCUGUUUGCUUGGCUAGGAUUUCGAAGAACUUGUUGGAUCAUAUAACCCUUCAGCAUGGCUACCUAUUUAAAUUGCAGAGACAUCACAGAGUACGUAGAGUUACUGGUAAUGGCAACCACAAUCUCUCCUAUGCAGGGAGAGAUCUUCAGCUUCAAGAGACCUACUUAAAGGUGCUUCUUGGAAAUAGCAGUCGAAGCAGCAGUACCAAUGCAUCAAGUACAGUCACUGAUUCACUGCUAUCCUCGCUAGUUUUAAAUCUAUCUUCAUUAGAAGUGGAGGACACGUCAAAGUCUUCAGCUCCUUCUGUGGUGGAAAAUAAUUGGUUUAAACGAUCACUACCUUCAAAGACUUGGAAGUUAAGGAACUUAAAACUGGACCUGCGAGGGGCAAGCCGCCCCCCGGGCUUUGAACUAAGAAGAAGGACCUUCUCACACAGGCCUAGAAAACCCCCGAACCCUGGCCCCGCCCAUACACUGGGAGACAUUACCCGUGAGAUUACCUGCCUGGGCCUCACAUGGUCCUCAGGCCGACCUGGGCCGAUCUCAUUACUGUUGCUUUGGACACGGGGCCAACGAGGAGAUUUUUUUACCCAAGUUUCCCAAAAUCCGCUCAACCAGGGGUUCGAACCUGGGACCUGGGGGUGCCGCCGGAACGUGCCUAACCACUGGGCUUGGCACCCUUUGGCGUAUACAUAGGAACUUAAGUUUGACUAAACAUGCCUGGAGUGUAAAUUUAUGAAAAAUGUUUAAUUAUAUAUUGUUCUUAUGUUUUUUAUUGAUGAAGUUUUAUUUUUGAAAUAGUAUUACAAAUAGUACCAGAUCCAGCAAUUCUGGUUCUCGUCUAGACAUGAAGUAAGCUUGCUGAACUGUAGCAGAUAUGGAGAAAUUGAGUUAAUGCAUAUACACACACGAAAGUCCUAUGCAA
Molecule: messenger RNA, 1278 nt
Organism: Sorghum bicolor (sorghum)
Lineage: Eukaryota; Viridiplantae; Streptophyta; Magnoliopsida; Poales; Poaceae
Product: protein DEHYDRATION-INDUCED 19 homolog 4-like
Exons: 5
Coding region: 108-1049 (313 amino acids)
Source: RefSeq, a predicted model, not a curated record